AAAGAUUGCUCAUUUUUAGAUGACAUUUUAAAUGGUCUUAAGGAUGUGCAACCCCAAGCAGUCAUAUACCAGAUAUUGAGGGGUGAUGAUUUCAAAAUAGACUCAUGUUUGUCUGCAUAUCAGCCACCUUUCAUGUAUGUGGACAGUGUUAAUUUGAAAUCAGAUAUGUGUACCGAUGUCUUUCAGUCAUUCUUGGACAACAUUAGUUUGACUUCGGAACUAUGCCAAGCAUUAGAACGAUCGACACGGGGCCAGGGUUCUAAUCAAAACUGGCUGAAGGCUAGGACUUGCCUAAUAACAGCGUCUGUGAUGGGGGAAGUGUGUCGCAGGACUACAGUUGCACCAGACAAUUUAUUGAAAAAAAUUUGUAGUUAUACUAAUGUCCCAAAAUAUGUCAAGAGUAUUGGAUAUGGGAAUGCAAAUGAAUCCGUUGCAUUGGCCAAGUACAUGCAGAGUCAUCUGCAGACAUGUGAUGAUGUCAUCGUUGAAACUUGUGGCCUUUUAGUAAGUGCAAAAUAUCCAUUUCUAGGUGCUAGUAUUGACGGGCUUGUUACUUGCUCUAAGUGUGGCACAGGCCUAGUUGAAAUUAAGUGUCCUUAUGGGAGUGACAAAUCUGAUAUUCACUGGAGAAAUAUGCCCCCGAUGGACUGUGCUAGGGACAAGAAUUUUUUUUGUCAAAUAUUAAAUGGCAAGUUAACAUUAAAGGAAUCGCACAAUUAUAUGUUUCAAAUACAAGGACAAAUGGCUGUUUAUGAACUGUCUUGGGUAGACUUUGUUGUAUAUACAAAGAAAGACAUUAACGUUGAGCGAAUUAGAUUUUCCCCAACAACUUGGGAAAUGAUCUGA
This is a messenger RNA of Patella vulgata (common limpet), 846 nucleotides long. RefSeq lists its product as uncharacterized. Bases 133 to 846 code for a protein of 237 amino acids. The transcript is spliced from 2 exons. The record is from RefSeq and is a predicted model, not a curated record. Lineage: Eukaryota; Metazoa; Mollusca; Gastropoda; Patellidae.